GAGUUUGAGAAGCUCAGCUUUGGUCUGACGCUUCAUGAGGUUUGACUUCCUGUAUUUCCUGCAGUGAGUAGGUUUUGAGACAGCAUUGUGAGCGUGUGUGGGGGCAUAACGUUCAGUUGAACUCCAGAUCAACACCCCAUCAACAGAAGAAACGGAUGAUGGCAAUGGUAACUAACAGGCUUGGGUGUUUACCAGUUCUUGUUUUCCUGCUGACUUUGAGCAGUUCAGUCACGCCAACUCCUCUUAGGAUGAAAAGAGAAACUAGUCGCAAUGUGACAUCGAUAAACACCAGUGACACACAGAGUACAGCAACCAUAGCAGAAGUUGAGAAUGCAAGAAGCACCACUGUGGAAACGUUACAGACAGUUGAGGUGAAAUCUGAUUCAAAGGUCUCAGCAGCUACAGAAUACCUUCAUACUCCAGAUCUGAACCACACCCAACAGAACUACCCGACAGUUCACCAGCCAGCAGAUAAUGAGAGUACUUUUCUCACCCAACUUCCCACAAUAAAUACUAGUACUGGACACAUUUCACAUGCAGGAAGUUCUGCCCCCUCAUUUCCUGCAUCGUUAAAGCCCAGUAAGUCAACAGAGAAGUACAUGACAGCAGCAACAAGAAGAAUGUCCACGGAUACAAAAGGACCUACUACUGACGUUUCCUCAACAGCCACCAAAAAAUCAACCACAGCAAUGACUCAUUCAUGUUCCACUGCCUCUUCUCAAGAGGACGGGUUUGUGAACAGUUGCCUCAUCGCAAUCGCCUCGAUGGCAGCAUUAACCACCAUCUUUAUCAUUAGCACCAUCUGCUUGGCUACGAAACUCUCGGGAUACAGAUACAGGCUCAAGGCGCAGCUUCUCCAAGAGACUGAGAUGGUCUGCAUAUCUGCCCUGCUGAAUGAUACCGAUCACCCCGUUCCAAAGCCAAGACGACAUCCCAAAAGUAAUGGAGCAUUGAUCCCAAAUACUGAGGAUGGAGAUCUUGAUGGAGAUAAUCUCACUCUAAACAGUUUUCUUCCUGAUACCGAAGGCCCUCUUUAGAAGUUGAAAUGUUUCUGUAUGCACUAGGAACCAGCGCUUUAUUGAUGGAUCACAGAAUUUUGUACUUUCAAACAUUGUCAGUGUUUGACACGAACCCAGCUCUUGAGGUCACCAAGAGGUACAAUCCACAGUAUAUCUGUGGUGCAGGUUUAUCAGUUUUCUAGGGAGUUUCAGUCAUAUGAAAUAAGUUAAGUUAUCUGAUGCCUGGCUUGUAAAGUGCCAUUUUAUGCUUUGUUGUAUACUAAUGAACAUCCCACAUCUUUUAUUUAAUCAGUGGAACACUUAUAUUGUAAUUGUUGUUUUUUUUUUUGCAUGUGUGAAGAUGUUUAAACGUUAUAUUUAAUCAGUGUUGAAAUAUACUAAGGAGCACAGACAUUAGCAAGGCUUGGCAGAAUACAUUGCUGAAAAUGGUCUAUUCCUGUCUGUGGUUCAGUUAGCGCUAUAUAAUUUAAAGAGUGAUGUUGGAUAUUAUCACAGUCUGAAUAUAACAUUAUCAUUGCGAAUGUACAUAAAUUAGAUGCUCGCCACAUGUUAAAAGUAAAAAAUGUUAAAUCAUUUAAUAGAUGUCACUUGGAUGUCUUACAUUUUAAAGUCAAUGUGAAGUGUUGUACGUAUGCAACCCAUUUUUAUUUGUUUAUUAAGUUAUAUGAGGUCAAACCAAACAAGAUAUUUGAAAAUCAGCUGACAUUACUUGAAUUUAUUAUGCUUAAUAAUAUGUUCCAUUCCAUUUGGAAUAAAUUGGAUAAGGAAAAA
Molecule: messenger RNA, 1790 nt
Organism: Carassius auratus (goldfish)
Lineage: Eukaryota; Metazoa; Chordata; Actinopteri; Cypriniformes; Cyprinidae
Product: P-selectin glycoprotein ligand 1-like
Exons: 2
Coding region: 156-1037 (293 amino acids)
Biological process (GO): leukocyte tethering or rolling
Cellular component (GO): plasma membrane
Source: RefSeq, a predicted model, not a curated record